Messenger RNA from Ostrinia nubilalis (European corn borer), 11261 nucleotides. It is a transcript of the gene bchs, whose product is annotated as WD repeat and FYVE domain-containing protein 3. Gene Ontology annotation, molecular function: metal ion binding; protein binding. The record is from RefSeq and is a predicted model, not a curated record. NCBI's taxonomy places the organism in Eukaryota, Metazoa, Arthropoda, Insecta, Lepidoptera, Crambidae. The transcript is spliced from 56 exons. The coding region runs from base 288 to 11261 and encodes 3657 amino acids.
UUCGUGUGUGGGCGUAUUUUUUGGAAAUAAAAUUUAUUGAGCUGGAAUAAUAAAUUUUUAUAGUGAAAUGUAGAUCAAGCAGUCUUGUAAAAUAAUAUCGAAGAUGUAGUUUGUUAGGCAGUCGUGUUUUAAUUUUUAAAUAUAGAAAAAUGUUUCGCUGCUGCAUAUGUUUUUAAUUUAUUUUCUAUUCAACAUUCAACAAAAAUGUAAUACUUAUUAUUUAUCACUUCAAUAAUUAAAUGAUGUGUGUUAUUUUGACUCUUUGGUAAAGUUAGUGAGUGUUCGUCAUGAAUCUAAUGCGUAAAUUGCGCGGUGCGACCGCUUCGUCGUCUUCGGAGUCCUCGGAAGCCAGCAGCUCAUCCUCUCAUGUACAGCUGGGUCUCAUGCACCUCAAAAAACUCUUCUCGGAGUACACACAUCCCCCCCAGCCCUUGUCCGAAGCAGAGAAAGAUGACAAAUUGUAUAAUAUGCUACCACUUUUUUGUAAGGUGUUCGGCACUAGUCCUUCCAGUGAAAUGAAUGAGAAGUUUUGGGAUAUACUGUCAUUCUGCCAACAAGUUUCCAAGCUUAUGGUGUCAGAGAUCCGGAAAAGGGCCAGUAACCAGAGCACGGAGGCAGCUAGCUGUGCAAUCGCAAAGUUCCUCGAGAUAGAAAACUCGGAAGAGUCUAGCAAUGGAUGGAUGUUGUUGUCCACUCUAAAUUUGUUGGCAGCUGGUGACCAAUCACUCAUUCAGGUUAUGACCACUGCUUCCAUACCUUCAACCUUAGUUAAAUGUUUAUACCUGUUUUUUGAUCUCCCUGAAAUACCUGAAUCUGAGGCGGACCUUCAAGAUGGUAAUAGUGACUUUACUCCUAGAGAAAGGCGAAUAUUACUUCAGAAAAUAUUUGUGCAGGUACUGGUAAGAUUAUGUAGCCAUCCAUUUCCUUGUGAGGAACUAGCGAGGAAAGACGAUCUCAGCCUAUUGUUCUCUGCCAUUACAUCAUGGUGUGCACCGCACAACAUUAUGUGGCGCAAAUCGGCCGCGGAAGUGCUGAUGACCUUAUCUAGACAUGGUCUAGCACAGUCCGUUGUCCAAUACAUUCACAAUAAGGGAUGUGUAGCGCUAUGCAUAGAGAAUAUGCAGAGAAUUCCAGAACUUACUCCCUUAGAGGUGGUAGAAAUGUUUGUUGCAGUAUUCUGCUUCUUAAAAGAUUCAAGUGAUGUUAGUCAAUUACUAUUGGAUGACUUCCGGUCAUGCCAAGGAUAUUUAUUUCUUUCGGAGUUUUUACUGAAACACGAAAGGCAGGAAGUGCCCGAUUAUUUGACAGAACUCGAAGAAGAGCGCGUAAGCGGCACCGAAGCGCGUGCGGCGCUCCGCAACUUGGUGUUGAUGAUAUCUUCUCUGUGCGCCUGCGGCUUUUCCGAGCUGCGGCCCACGCGAGCCAAUACUGAGCUGUUUCAACUGCAGGGCUUCGUCUUGCCGCAGCCUUCCACGCCUGGGCAGGCGGUGCGGAAUGUGCAGGCGUUUCAGGUCCUACAAUCGGUUUUCAUGAAAUCGAAUUCGGCUGCGCUAUGUUGCACGAUAUUAGACGCGAUAUCCAGCGUUUACCACGCUGAUAAUGCGAACUACUUUAUACUAGAGAACCAAAACACAUUGAGUCAAUUUUCGGAGCGGAUCCAUACGAAAAACGCGGAGAUUCAAGAGAAGUUCUUUGAACUGCUCGAGUUUAUAGUAUUUCAGCUGAAUUUUGUGCCCUGUAAAGAGCUGAUAUCGCUGUCCCUGUUACUAAAAGCAAACAGGUCGCGUACUUGCAGCAUAUUGUGUAUGAAAACAUUACUCAACAUAUUGAAACAUAACCCAAUAUUCAAAGACGUAUACCGGGAAGUGGGAAUGCUUGAAGUGUUCGUCACUUGCUUAUCUCGAUACGCCGUUUUCCUCAAAGACAAACAGUUGCUAGAAGAGGAAAAAUCUAAGAAAGACGCGGCUGAAGUGAACGGAUCUCCGAAAGCCCCUGAGAGGAGAAAGAGGCUGUCUUCUAGACAGGACUCGUUGAUAAAGGACCCUAAUAUUGAUGCAGAGGAGGAGGAGCUUGGUGGUUUGUUGAUGGAGGGUUUGACAGCUCUUUUGAAUGGAAACACGAGCAAUUGUAACGUGUUCCGAGAUUGUGGCGGCGCUAAAUGCGUUCAUGGAAUGGUUGUUCACGAGUCUUGCAGGAGCCAAGCUUUAGGUGUGAUCCGAGAGCUGAUAGUGAGUGGUAGCGGUGAGGAGGACAUGUCGGCGUUACUCUGCGGAAUGCACGCGGCGCCCAACGACGCUCUCCAGCUCAAAUUGGACAUUUUGAAGGCGCUGUUGGCAUGCUUACGGGACUCGCACCGAACUAGAACUAUUUUUAGAAAGGUGAGCGGGUUCGUAUACGUGACAAGCGUGCUAGUCUCACUCGAAGGCAAAUUGAAAGGCGAGGGGAUGGUUGACCACGACAUGCUCCAGCUGAUACACAUUGUGUUUUACACCAUCAGCACUGCAAUGAGAUUCGAACCGGCAAACGCGAAGUUUUUUCAUCACGAGAUUUGCAUGACAACUCUUUCUGAUACAAUACGACUUUUGGGAUGUUUCACUGAUGAUUUAGAAUUGCUAAAUGACACUGAAAACGGAGACCCAGAAUUGUAUGAAGUGUUCCAUGAAAUUUUCACUGGAAACAUUAUGGAAAUGACUUUUCCCGAAAAAGUACCAAUAGUAUUCGUACAUGCGUGUAUUGUGUUGCGUCUACUUUACGACGUGGCUCUCGACUCGUUUGACAAGCCGACGUUUUGCGGAUCUCUGAAUGUCAAAUCGCCAAGUUUGACGAGGCAGAGUUCGGCAAUCAAUGAGAGCAAGCCCGCCGGUCGCACGGCGCCUCUCAACCUGUCCUCCGGCGGUACAUCUGGGGAGGCGUGGGUGAUCCAUUCCGGCGUGGUGAUCGUAUUAGCCAAGCUUCUUCCGGCGUUGCCGCGCCCGCCGGAACAUGAGGCGUACGGGCGGGCGAUACGGGACUAUCUUGCGCAUGUCUUGAAGAGUCUCGUCAGAAGCGAACGCAACCAGCAAGUGAUGUGCGGCGCGGGGCUAGCAGGCGUAGUGCUUCGAGUUUGCGGCGCCGCGUUACGCGCAGAAAAACACCCGUUACAUGCGCCCGCCAUGUAUAUGCUAGAGAGGCUCGCUGCGCACGCGCUCAGGCCCAUCGAACUAAGAGAAUUCCUACGCAUGGGCAAUCCUCUGAACUGUGUUUCCCCAGAACAAGGUCAAGUUUGCAAGCCCGGAGGGCCUGUGCCUCUUACAAGAAUCAAGACUUUAGUGUCGAUGACAACUCCUAGAGAUUACAGAUCUCAAAAUUCGUGCACGUUACCUCCGUUCGUCGAGUUUGAUAUGUCUGCCGAAGGAUUCGGCUGCCUGUACCUGCCCAGUAUAGCGCCGCAGUCUGCCAACCUGAACGCUUUGGGCACGCAAGAUAACGCUACUCUUGGAGGCAUUGGAUCAGGCGACAGGGUGUUCCCGCCUCAAACGGGUCUUACCUACUCCACCUGGGUGUGCGUGGAAAAGUACUCCGACCCUCGUAACGAUCCGCAUUGCGUGCGUCUACUGACGCUCGUACGGAACCUCAACAACAGCCGCGACGAGCAUCUGGUCUGCCUCACCGUGGUACUGUCAGCAAGGGAUAAAGCUAUUAUAGUGUCAACUCAGGAGACUCUGGUGCCUCAUAACGUGGGGGAGUGGGAGCCCGAGGGCUCGGGCGAGUGCGGCGCGCGCGUGUGGUGCCCCGACCUGCAGCACGAGGGCCAGUGGCACCACCUCGCGCUGGUGCUCAACCGGGCCGUACUGAAAAACUCGUCGUUCUCCUUGUAUUUGGAUGGCCAGCACAUGCAUUCAGGAAAGCUACAUUACGUAAGUGCGAAUCCUGGUGGAGGAGCUGCGACGCUCUCGGGCGCGUCCAGUGUCUACUGCAUUAUUGGUACACCUCCGCAAUGGCGGCGGUACUCUCGCCUCGUAUGGAGACAAGGGCCGGCUUUAUUGCUUGAAGACGUACUGUCAGCAGCGACGGUGGCAGUUAUCUACCAACUCGGCCCUCAUUACGUUGGCACACUCCAAGCCCCUCAAUUGGCGGGUCAAAAUCCUGAACCCUUAGCGCCGCUAGUCGCCGAAGAGAAAGUUGUAUUUGGCAUCAACGCCCGCGCUAUGUCGCAACUGACUCUGGCGAAGAUUCGCAAAGUCUACAGCAAGAACGACAACAAAGCGAUAGCGAAACAACUAGGCAUGUCUUCGCAUGAGAACGCAACGCCUAUCAGGAUUCUGCAUAAUUCGGCCGGGCACCUGAUGGGCCCUGCAAGAUGUUUGGGAGGAACUGUUGUGGGUUAUUUGGGGGUGAGAGUGUUUUGCUCCAAACCUGCUGCGAUCAUGAUUGACACAGUCGGCGGAUGCUCAGUAUUAUUGGGUCUGAUUGCCAUGGCACAAGACGUAGAGUGCCUAUACGCUGGCGUCAAAGCCCUGGUAUGUGUUGUUCGCUCAAACAAAGCAGCACAAGCCGAGAUGGACCGCCGAAGGGGAUACCAGACUCUCGCCAUGCUACUCAAACGGAAGAAGCAACUGCUCAAUUCGCAUAUACUCCACCUAAUAUUUGGAUUAGUGGGAACCGUUGAUAGUCAAAAAGAAACCUCAUCAAUUCCAAAUUUAACAGCGUUUCAGGAUUUGAUAUGCGAGUUAGAUGUAUGGCUCGGGGCGCCAGGCGGCCUGAUAAAGUCACUGCUGGAGCAUUUACUCGAGCUGGCAACAGAAACAGCGCACAGAACGCACAACCUACGCACAAUGAGAGAACUACAGUUGGUCUCCAAGCUUUUGUACGUUAUUAACGACGUCAAAGUCGUCAGCACAAAGAAUGUACUGGUACACUUGUUGUCUGCAUUAUUGGGCGGGCAACCGCGACCGAGCGACUUGCUGUGUCUUGGCCAGUUCAUGGCGUACACAUUGCCUUUACCUACACAGACUGAAAAAGGGCUGAAUCUCAAGGAAAGCGAUUCGGAGAAAGAGUGUGAAGGUGAACAGAUCAUUCUCCGAAAUAAAUGCUUCAAUGUCAUACAUGGGCUGUUGUUCACCGCCAGAAAUUUGGUUAAUACAAUAGUGUGUGAAGAAAUAUCGCGAGUGUUAGGCAUGGAUUGGCUGCUCAGUUUUAUGCAAGAAAAUGUUCACCAUACAACAGUAUUAUGGGCGUUCCGGAUUCUCGUGAUAUUGUGCUCGGGGCAAGGGCAACAAUCUGCUAUAAUGCAAAGGUUUCGCGAGGGAACCGGCAACGGUGGAUGGUUACGUCACACGGAGGUUUUGGCGGCGCCGCAACAGACCGGCGUCAUGUUGCCGGCCACUGUUCACUCCCACACUCACCUUCAUACAUCAUUGCUGCACACCUCUGGGUUCACGCUGCUCUCCUGGUUGAUUCUGUCCCACUUACAAAUACCGGAGCUAUACUAUCUCCUCUUUGGCUUGACUCUCGGUCAGCCGAUGCGCAACGUGGGGGCAGACAAGACCGUCUCAGUAGAGCGAGUGUGGGGCGCCGCGUGGGGCGCUGCUGCCCCCUCCCGCCAAUCGUCCGCCGCGGUGGCCGCGAGAAUCACCCUGUGCCCCGAAGCCGUGGUUAUACUGCUGGGGGCUGUAAGGGCGUUGGUUCACGCCGAACCGGGGUCAUUGCCCGAGUGGCUGAGUGAACACCCUGUCACUAUUAUACAGGUGUUGUUUUCCCUGUACAACACAUUGCCUGAUUUUGUGUCAAUUAUGAUGACGGCUGAAGUAUUAACAGCGCUAGCAUCGACUCUCUUUCCACCAAACACUACGGAUGAUAUUCAUAUGCCUAUAUGCGAGAGCGGCGAUAGUUCCGGAGCUUCCACGCCUGGCUCCGAGAAAGAAGUGGUGAUCGUCAGCAACUCGGCGGCGCUGACGCAGCACGCGGCGCGUCAGGGCGUCAUGGACUUCUUACGCGUCAUCGUGCUGGAUUCGUUGCCGUUGAACGUCACGGGGAAAACCGCGCCGGUGAUUGACCUCGUAUUGGACGCAUCACCACCAAACUCCACCAGUUCGCAGCAGAUUGAAUACCAGACUGAGGUGUUGACGACACUCAUGGAAAACCUACUAAACACGGAAUUGUUUGGCUCCGAGUCCAAUAUAUCGAAUGUUUGCUAUUUGGCUGCGAGAUUGGUCGACAAACUCUGGCAAGGGCAGCUAUCAAGAGAUCCUCACGAGGUAUUCGAUUUCAUAGUGAAAUUAGUAACUCAAGCCAAGAAAAAGUCGUCUGUGAUAUCACUGGAAGGUUUACACCAUUGUUUAAACAGGACAAUCUUAUUUUUGUUGUCUCGGUCGACGGAAUCUAUUGCCGAUCAAAUGUCAGUGCUUGAGGCGCUACAUAAGCUCACUACCAAUAGGUUACUGAUCUUUGGCGCGGGGAAUCACGAACUUGAAUUCAUUGGGUGCCUUACAUACUGCCUUCUACAACUGAGUUCUAACAUGAAAAUAGCGCUGGAGUCGCACAUGCGAACGACUUGGCAUGUCAACCCGAGCGGCGAUCUUGAGUCGAGAGAUGACAAACUAACAACACACCAAGGUCGUAACCUAAUGGCUGGGGCCGCGCGUCGAGUGUGGGAGGAGUUAUACGCGUGCAAGAAGCCCGCCAUCGAAGAGGUGUUCAAAAUAACGCUAGUGCUGCCCGUGGGAAACGCGCGCGCACCUGACCUAGCCUCAGUGAGAGAACAGCUAAAUGAGGGCGCGCAUAAGCUGUGGAUCAACUAUAUCGACACUGAGAGAAAGGCCGUGUACCGAGUUCCCUGGGAGCUGCACAAUCAAAUUCAGUCUAAGAUCCAGAAAGUGACCGGGGGCUUGACUCGGUUAGCCUCGAGAACGAAAGUCAAGAAAGAUGACUCGGCUAAACAGCGCCCGCAUUUGCCACGUGAUCACGCGCUCGCUUACAUUCAAGAUCAUGUUCAACUAGUCAGAUGCGCAUGGCUAGGCGGAGUGCGCACGAGUCUGCAAACGUCAGCGCACACCACUCGCUACGUGCAAGCCGAGUGGGCGGGCGCGUGGCGGGAGUUGACUCGCGAGCGGGCCCUGUGGGGCCCCGCCAGGCCGGACCCGCUGCGCAAGUGGGCCCUGGACUGCACGGAGGGGCCCUGUCGCAUGCGCAAGAUGUUGAGACACAAUCAUGCCUUCUACCUUCAUUACCCGUACCGGCCUGAGCUGGAGAACCCUGAUAAUAAACAACUAAAGUACAAAGUCGCCCAAAGCCUGGACAGCAAGGAAUAUUACCGAGUGUACCAACAGUGGCGGACGGCGGGGAACACCUUGGACGAGGCCGACUGCACGGAGACAGAGGACUUGCAGGUCCCCCAGGACGAAGAUCACAGCAAUAGGGACCAAUCUCUAGACGUAUCCAAUGAAGACGGUUCGCCCUCGGCCCUAGUCAGUAGCGGCGUUGUGAGUCGCGGCACCAACCAGUCGUCCAGCGAAACGAAUGAAGAUGGGCCUGACAAUGAAGAUGAAGAUGAAGCCCAACCACCUCCCCCCGAUAAUCAGACCCUGCUAAGGUUGCUAGAACAUCAUGAAAAGAUCUCACACAUGUUCCGCUGUGCGCGAAUACAAGGUCUGGACACGACAGAAGGCCUAUUAUUGUUUGGCCGAGAGCAUUGCUACGUCAUCGAUGGGUUUACGUUGCUGAAAAAUCGAGAAAUCAGGGAUUUAGAUAGUUGUCCUGACGACUACGAGCCCAUACUACCCAGUCAGGGUAUUCAAAGGAGUAACCAAAGACAGUGUUCGAAGUUUCUCUAUGAAGACAUACGGGAAGUUCACAAACGAAGAUAUUUGUUGCAACCUAUUGCCCUUGAGGUGUUUUCGAGUGAUGGCAGAAAUUACCUACUUGCUUUUCCAAGAAAAGUACGGAAUAAGGUGUACAGCCGAUUCACGGCGCUGGCAACAGGUAUGGCGGACAGUGCGGCUGGCAGCGUGGCGGGCCAGAAGAGAGGGGUGGCUGUCGAACAAGGCGGCGGGUUACUGGCCACGCUUAUCGGCGACACGUCUGUCACGCAGCGGUGGCUGAGAGGCGAGAUAUCUAACUUCCAAUAUCUGAUGCAUUUGAACACCCUCGCUGGGCGGUCCUACAACGAUCUGAUGCAAUACCCAGUGUUCCCCUGGAUCCUGGCCGAUUACGAUUCUUUAGAGCUAGACCUCAACGAUCCAGCUACUUUCAGAGAUCUCACUAAGCCCAUGGGCGCUCAGAGUACAGAUAGACUGGAGCAGUUCCGAAAGAGAUAUAAGGAAUGGGAUGAUCCUCACGGUGAAACGCCUCCGUACCAUUAUGGCACGCACUAUUCGUCGGCCAUGAUCGUCUGUUCAUACCUUGUCAGAAUGGAACCGUUCACGCAACACUUUCUGAGGUUACAAGGGGGCCACUUUGAUUUAGCAGACAGAAUGUUCCAUUCCAUAAAAGAAGCCUGGAACUCAGCAUCUCGGCAUAACAUGGCGGACGUGAAAGAACUUAUACCCGAAUUCUUUUAUUUGCCAGAAUUUCUAGUCAAUUCCAAUAAUUUUGAUUUAGGUAGCAAACAAUCAGGGGUGGCACUAGGCGACGUGGUCCUCCCGCCGUGGGCCCGUGGGGACCCGCGUGAGUUCAUUCGGCUUCACCGCGCAGCCCUGGAGUCGGAUUACGUGUCCCACCGCCUUCACCACUGGAUAGACCUGGUCUUCGGGUACAAGCAGCAAGGACAACCUGCUGUGGACUCCUGCAAUGUGUUCCAUCACCUGUUUUAUGAGGGCAACGUGGAUAUUUACAACAUCGACGAUCCUCUAAAGAAAAACGCUACAAUCGGCUUCAUAAACAACUUCGGGCAGAUACCAAAGCAGCUUUUUAAGAAAGCACAUCCAAGUAAGAAGAUGUCACAGCGAAGCUCGACAAUUUUAGAUCCAAACAAUAUCAUUCCAUCGCAAGGAAUCACGCCUCCUGAGAAAUUGUUCUUUCACAAUUUGGAGAACUUGCGGCCUUCGUUACAACCUGUGAAAGAGGUGAAAGGCCCAGUAGGCCAGAUUUUGUACACGGAAAAGGCAAUACUGGCUGUCGAACAAAACAAAGUGCUUAUGCCUCCCUCAUACAAUAAGUACGUGGCGUGGGGAUUCGCGGACCACUCGCUGCGUAUAGGCAACUACGACAACGAUAAAGCGGUGUUUGUGUGCGAGGCUGUGGCCCAAGCGUGUGGAGAAAUUGUCGCCUGUGUCUGUCCUUCGGCCAAAACCAUCGUUACUGCUGGAACCAGUACUGUUGUCACCGUAUGGCAAUACUGGGCCCGCCGGCGUCGACUCGCUGUCAAAGUGUGUCUGUACGGGCACGAAGAAGCCGUCACUUGCUUAGCCGCGAGCCCGGCCUACAACUUGGUGGUCAGUGGCAGUCGCGAUGGACAGGUCUUAGUAUGGGACGUGGAGCGGGGCGCUUUCAUACGUCAACUAGUUCCACCUCAAGGCAUCAUUCCGCCGCCACCCGUAUCGGCGCUAGCCAUCGACGAACUUACUGGCGACAUAGCGACCUGCAGCGGCAGCUGGCUAUACGCGUGGUCGAUCAACGGCACGCUGCUGGGCGCCGUGGACACGGUGGGCGGGCGCGAGCGCUCGCAGCAGGUGCUGUGCGUGGCCUUCAGCCAGACGCGCGAGUGGGACCCGCUCAACGUCGUCAUCACCGGCUCCACCGACGGCGUCGUGCGGAUGUGGUCCAUAGACUACAUAGAAGAAACAGUUGAGGAGCAACAAGAGCAUCAGGAAAGCUUAGAAGCCGUCAGCAUAGAGCCUACGACGAGUUCGCUGGACGUAGACAGGGACGCCGACCAAAGCAAGCUGUCGGUCCAGGAGAGCGAAGACUUCAAGUCCGAGACCGAUGGCAGGUCGGAGAGCGAGAUAAAGACUGAAGACGAACCGGCCAAGACCGAGGCAGCUAUCAAGAGGGUGGAGGAACUAGUCAAGCAGAUGAGCCUAUCACAAGAUGCAGAUGGUAACCUAACGAAGUCAGGUUCCGAGAGCUCCCUAUCAGACGCGUGCGAGACAACAAGCGCUAAAGAAUCUGCGCGAAGACACGAGGAAAAAGACAUCUGCAGCGACAAUGAGGAAUAUACUGGUAGCCGCGACCGCGCCGUCGACUCGUGCGACGAGGCCAAGCAGGAGUACGACAACGAAAAGGACUUGGAGGCCGAAAAGGAGGGUGCUCACAGAAACAAGCUGCAGAAACAAGGCAACAUUGUACUGAGAAGGAAGUCGAAGGGGAACCCUUUGUACAGGAAAAGCGGGGGCAGCAUAGGCGAGUCCAGCGAAUCCGGUUCGACCGAGUCCCGCGCUGCGUCCAUGGAGGUGGCGGGUGAGGCCGGGCUGCGUGCCAGCAAGAGCGACACCAGCCUCACGGACUCUUUUGUCGUGCUGGCGCCGCCCACUCCGCCUGUUCCGGCGCCCGCUGUUUCCUCGCAGGACACAGAAUGCACCCGCAAGUGGGUCCGUCGGCUCGUGCUGCGCGGCAAGCUGACGAUGCACACGGCGUACGAGCGGCGCGACAACGCCUGCCCCGCCUCCGUCACCGCCGUCGCCGCCGCCAAGAGCGGCCGCGGGCUCGCCGUCGGAGACGCCAGGGGACGGGUAACUAUCAUCAUCAUCAUUAUCAUCAUCAACAGUCCUUUAGUGCUGCGCGGCAAGCUGACGAUGCACACGGCGUACGAGCGGCGCGACAACGCCUGCCCCGCCUCCGUCACCGCCGUCGCCGCCGCCAAGAGCGGCCGCGGGCUCGCCGUCGGAGACGCCAGGGGACGGGUAACUAUCAUCAUCAUCAUUAUCAUCAUCAACAGUCCUUUAGUGCUGCGCGGCAAGCUGACGAUGCACACGGCGUACGAGCGGCGCGACAACGCCUGCCCCGCCUCCGUCACCGCCGUCGCCGCCGCCAAGAGCGGCCGCGGGCUCGCCGUCGGAGACGCCAGGGGACGGAUAUUCCGCUGGUCGGCGCCCGAUAUGUCGAGCGUGUCAGGCGCUAAAGGCGGGCCUGCCGACCACUGGGUGCGGGACGACACCGCGCCUUACUGCACACAGUGUCAGGUGCGGUUCACAGCGCUAGAGCGGCGGCACCACUGCCGCGAGUGCGGGCGCGUGUUCUGCGGCCGCUGCAGCCGCUACGAGGCGCCCGUGCGCCGCCUGCGCGCGCUGCGGCCCGUGCGCGUCUGCCAGCGCUGCCACGACCACAUACACGGCAAGAAGGAAUAA